UCACGGCGCCGGACCUGUGGCGAUGAGCUGCCGGCUACGCUGACGGCCGCGCAGCUGACGGCCGCGGUAACGCCACCAUGGAGUCGCACCCUAGCGACCGCCAGGUCGCCGACUACUUCGUCCACUGCGGCCUGCCCUGGAAGCUGGAGGAGCUGGACGCGCCGCUGGAGGACUUCCCCAUCAAGCCGUCCCACAACUACGCCCCCAUCACGGACGUCACCGUCAUCUUCCCGGCCGAGGAGCCCGUGCCGUCCGGCUUCCGGUGCAUCGAGAAAACGCCGACGGGUUUGUCGGCGGACCUGAAUCAUGGCAGCAUUCGCAGCCCGGAGGUGCUGCUUUGUUAUAAACGGGGCUGGGACAAACCGCCGCUGGUGGAUAUCGGGGUGCUGUACGACGGCAAGGAGUACGUGAUGCCCGACUCGCAGGUGGUGGAGUUCACACCGGCCGGCCGCAUCGCCAAUGUGAACAACAGCACGGCGCGCACGUACAUCACGUACCGGCGCGCGUCCGACUCGUCACCCUGCAACGAGCUGGUGGUCACCGACAUCUGCGUGAUCGUGCUCACCAAGGACGAGGUGCCCCCACACACAUACUGCAUCAUCCCGAAAACGCUGAACAAGGGCAUGGUCGGCUCUGACGUGUACAUCUGCUACAAAAAGUCGAUGCGACAACCGACGAAGGUCGUCUACAAACCUGGUCUGCUGAGCAGGUUCCCGCUGGAGGACCGGCCGUACUUCCCGCUGCCCGAGUCGGUGCCGCUCUUCUGCCUGCCGAUGGGCGCCACCGUCGAGUGCUGGCCCGCCCAGGCGGCCACGCCCAAGCCUGUCUUCUCCACCUUCGUGUUCACCGUGGCUGAGGGAGCUGAGAAGGUAUACGGCAGCUCCAUCACGUUCUACGAGCGGUUCCCGGAGGACCGGUUGACGGAGCAGCAGCGGCUCCAGCUGGGUAUCGACACGCACCACCCGUCCGAGAUCUCGGUCAACACCAACAAAUCCAUCGGCGUGCUGUCGCACUGGCCGCUGUUCGACACGUUCGAGAAGUUCCUGCAGUUCCUGCACCAGACGGCCAUCUCGGGCCGCGCCACGGCCGUGCCGCUGGAGAGGUACAUCAGCCACAUGCUGCUGGAGGUGCCGUUCCCGUCUGUGGCGCGGCCGUACGUGCACGUGCAGCUGGACGGCGGGGCCCCCAUGGUGGUGGCACAGCCGCACUCGUCGCCGCUGCCCAAGAGCGGCGCCAGCUUCUGCAAGCUGCUCAAGAAUCUGGGCCCCGACAACAGCCUGCUGGUGCUGCUGUUCUCACUCACCGAGCAGAAGCUGCUGCUGCACAGCCUGCGGCCGGACGUGCGCACGCGCGUGGCCGAGGCCGUCUCCUUGAUGAUCUUCCCGUGCGUCUGGCAAUGUCCGUACAUCCCGCUGUGUCCGCUGGGGCUGGCCGACAUCUUGUCGGCGCCGCUGCCCUUCCUGGUGGGCCUCGACAGCCGCUACUUCGACAUGUACGACCCGCCGCCGGAGGUCACCUGCGUGGACCUCGACACCAACACCAUCUUCAUCGCCGAGGAGAAGCGACACCUGGUGACGAAACUGCUGCCCAGGAAGGCCUGCAAGCAGCUGCGGCACUCCCUGGAGGCCGUGUUCGACAGACUCUACUCCAUGUCCAGGAAACGGGUGAAGGGUGGCAGCCCAGAGAUGGACCUGAAGGUGCAGAUGAUGGAGCACCAACUGGAGAUCGAGAUCCAGGAGGCCUUCCUUAGGUUCAUGGCGAGUAUCCUGCGCGGCUACCAGGCGUUCCUGAAGCCCAUCAAGUCCAAGCCGACCAUGGGCACCACGGACCCGAGCUCGCUCUUCGACCUGCAAGGGUUCCUGAAGUCGCGAGACAAGGCGCACCACCAGUUCUACCAGAUGAUGAUGACGACGCAGUCGUUCAUCCGGUUCAUCGAGGAACGCAGCUUCGUUUCUGACAAGGACGCCUACCUGGUGUUCUUCGACGAGUGUUUGGCCAAGGACCUGGACUCGCCCGACUGCCGCCUGCUGGAGCCGGACAACCCGCAGAGCGAGCGCACCGUGUUCGUGCCGCCGCCGGAGCCGUUCGAGGGGCGGCAGUUCGUCUACCACGAGUUCGGUGAGCUGCACCGGGAGCUGUUCCUGGCGGCGGCCGUGCCUCAGCCGACGCCGCCGCGGCCCCGGCCGGCCGUGGCGGCCGCGGCGCCGGGCGCCGCGCCCUCGCCCCUGGUGCGGCGCACCAAACACGAGGUCAUGUCGGCCCGCAAGCAGGCGCUGAAGCAGGCCGAGACGCCUGUCCUCUGGGCCCGCUACCUGGUCGGCACGUGCUUCAGUCUGUGGUUCGUCCACCUGCCCAGCUACGUGGAGGCCUGCGACGACCGGAAGACAGCCAUGGAUCAGGCCUUUCAGAUCAUGGUCGUCAUGCAGAAAAUACUCCAGCAGAGUGUGGAUGAGGUCUGCUACCGCGUGAUGAUGCAGCUGUGCGGUCAGCACUCGCUGCCCGUGCUGGCCGUCAAGGUGUUGUACAAGAUGAAGCAGCUGGGCAUCCACCCGAACGCGCUGACGUACGGCUACUACAACAAGGCGGUGCUGGAGUCGGAGUGGCCCACCGACACGCUGGCCAUGGGCCGUCUGCUCUGGAGCAAACUCAGGAAUGUGGUGCUGGCGGCGGCCGAGUUCCGCGCCGGUCCGCGGCGGAGCGACAAGAAGAGCUCUCUGGCCGGCGGAGACCCGGGGGGCCUCCAGUCAGUCACUCGACGCGGACCGUGUGUCGUGCUCGUCGGGCGGCAGCGGCCGGUCAGUGGGCUCCCUCAGCCGGCCGGACGGCCGGACAGGGCGGCCGCCGGUGGCGCGCACGCUCAACUUCGGCCGGCUGGACUUCUCCGAGUCGGACCACUUCCGCUCCCGCGUGGGCAGCAUCGUCAAGAGCUCGGCCGGCGUCCGGCUGCCCGGACAGCCGCAGGCGGCCAACUGUCGACCAGCUUCGCCGACGACGACCAGAUCCUGGCGUGCCUGCGCGAGCCGCGGACCGACGAGCUGGCGGCGGCCCAGGACAUCAGCCUGGAGGAGCGUGUCAACGCCUACUACGCCGGCGAGCGCUGCGAGAGCCGCGACAGCCGCGAGCGCAGCGUCGACACGCGCAGCGUCGACAGCCUGGAGCUGGCGGCCGAGGCGGUCGGCGGCGGCCUGCAGGCGCGCACGCCCGUCACCGAGAACGACCCGCUGGGCGCGCUGGGCGCCGGCGACAGCCCGCCGUCGUCGGGCCGGCUGUCGGCCGCGCUCUCGGCCACCUCCAGCCAGCCCAGCCGCAAGGCCAGCCUGUUCAAGGCCGAGCCGUUUGCCGACGGCUUCGACCGGCCGGGCGGCAGCGAUGCCAGCCCGUCUUUCGGCAAAAACGGCAAGGCGUCGAGUCCGGCGAGCAGCGCCGUGACCGGCUUCCGGCUUCCGUUCAGCGCUAGUAGUAAGCUGGGCCUGGCCUCCAGCCUGGCCUCGCACAACCUGCGCCGGGCCGAGCGUAGGUUCCGAAAACAUAUCGAUACCAUCACGCCCGAGCUGGACGGACUGAUGAAGAGCUACAGCCCGGCCAGCCUGAAGAACCACGAGCUGCUCAAGUCGGGCGUCAGCUCCAUCCGGUCGGCGGCCACCUCCGUGUACCGCAAGCUGGACGAGCUCAAGGAGGUCAUGUCCAGCCAGAGUCCUGCGCUCACCAAGACCAUGAGCCUUCUUGGCACUAGCAUGCCCUCGAAUUUCCACUAUCCAGCGUACAGGACCAGCAUCGGCGAGGACGACGUGCUGGACGACAUGCGCCACGCCGGCUCGGCCGAGGUCAUACCGGGCUUCUCGGAGACCUGGUGCGACGGCCUCUUCAACGAGACCCAGUCCAGCUCCGAGCUGACGCUGGUGGCGCCGCUGCCACCGCCGCUGCCGCCGCCGCUGGAGCCAGUGGCCGUAGAGCUGGCGCUGACCUCGUGCAGCCGCUGCUACAAGUGCCAGGCCACCGUCUACGACGAGGACAUCAUGGCGGGCUGGUCGGCGGAGGAGAGCAACCUCAACUCAAAGUGUCCGUUCUGCCGGAAGCCGUUCGUGCCGCUGCUGACGGUCCACAUCCGCGACUUCCGCAACCUCAGUCGGCAGCAGCGGACGGCCGAGCUGCACCUGCCCGGCGACCCCAGCGCCGGGGCGCCGCUGGACCCCAUCACGCUGCCGUACCUGAGUCCGCUGGUGCUCAGGAAGGAGGUGGAGAACGUGAUGGACCACGACGGCCACGGCUGCCUCUCGGCGCCCGCCUUCGUCGACCAGCACCCCAUCAUCUACUGGAACCUGGUGUGGUACAUGCAGCGGAUCAGCGCCCCCUCGCACCUGCCGGGCCUCUGUCUGCGCUGCCGGCUGCUGCUGGACCGCGGCGCGCCGGCCGACGACUGGCGGGACGUCACCUGGACCAGCGUGCUCGUCCGCUGCCUCUGGGACAACCCCAAGCUGCACGACGAGAUCGUGCAGCCGAUGUACGUGCAGUGGAAGGAGAACCCGCUGCGCUCGCCGCUGUUCGACGCCCUCGUCACCGACGACGUCGCCCGUCUCCAAGACGUGAGUCGUGGCGGGAGUUCUCGCACGAUGCAGGCGGUGCUCUCGUGCGUCCAGUGCACCACGCUGGACGCGGCGCUCAGCACGCUCAGCGCCAACAUCGGCGCGCGCCGCAUGCGCGACAAGCACUUCUCCACCUACCGGGACAUCAUGUUCCUGGCGUUCUCGGCGCUCGGCCGAGAGAACAUCGACCUCACGUUGUACGACCGGGAGUACCGGCGCGCAUACGAGGAACUCACGUCGGCGGACCUGCAGCACCUCAACGAGGCAGACCGGCCGCCGGCCGUCGCCGCGCUCCUUUGUCGCCGCUUCUUCCGCGAGCUCGAGGCGUGAGCUCCCGGAGGCGUGAGCUCCCCUCAGCCGUGAGCUCCCGGAGGCGUGAGCUCCCCUCAGACGGGAGCUCACCUCGAGACAUGUGCUCUCGCUCAAGAGCUCGCGCCUCGUGAGCCCGGGAAGUGAACCCUCGAGGUGUGGCCGCCCAGCUCUCGCCGGAGGCGCGGGGGCCUCCUGCGCUCACCCGAGACGUGAGCAGGCCGUCCGUCGGUGAGCGGCGAGCUGGGCGCGAGGCAGCGCCGUGAUCUGGCCGCAGGACGAGGCCGUCCACCUGAGCGUGUUCGGCGCGUCGUUAGUGCGUAGUUAGCCCGUCUCUUUCGCCGU
Molecule: messenger RNA, 5237 nt
Organism: Pollicipes pollicipes
Lineage: Eukaryota; Metazoa; Arthropoda; Thecostraca; Pollicipedomorpha; Pollicipedidae
Product: C-myc promoter-binding protein-like
Biological process (GO): regulation of Rab protein signal transduction
Cellular component (GO): cytoplasmic vesicle
Molecular function (GO): protein binding
Source: RefSeq, a predicted model, not a curated record